Drosophila willistoni is the source of this 2880-nucleotide messenger RNA. RefSeq names its product RNA polymerase II subunit A C-terminal domain phosphatase (gene Fcp1). The record is from RefSeq and is a predicted model, not a curated record. The coding region runs from base 82 to 2565 and encodes 827 amino acids. The transcript is spliced from 6 exons. Gene Ontology annotation, molecular function: RNA polymerase II CTD heptapeptide repeat phosphatase activity. Gene Ontology annotation, cellular component: nucleus. Lineage: Eukaryota; Metazoa; Arthropoda; Insecta; Diptera; Drosophilidae.
AAAAAAAAAUUAAUUUCUGCAGUGUCACAUUCUUGCAACCGAGUUAAACAAAAAAACAAUACAAUAAUUUAAGUAAAGAAAAUGCACAAACCAAAACAGGAAGAGCAUUCACAAACUGGCCAGAGCAAUUCUCUGCAAGCCAAUCCGUCAGGGCAGCCCCAUGACGGACCCGGCUCCGAAAGGUGUGAGAGCGGCAAGAGCCAUAGGGGCAUUGUUAUUGUUUUGGACACACGGUGUAUAAGAAUCAAUAAAUGGCGCGUCCGUGAGGGUCAACAUGUUUCGCCCGCGCAGAUUUUAUUUCUUUAUCAAGAAGUUAACGAUGGUGAAAUCUGCGAAAAGAACCAAAAAAAGGCAGGUGGUAUACAAAAAUAUAAAUCAAAUCGUGCUGGAGUGGUCCGUAAGCGGCUACGUAAAGAAGGGGAUCUUGUGCUCAAGGGGGAUACUCUGCUGGAAUUGACAGAAUGUAUACACACGACCGUUAUCAAGGACAUGUGCGCGGACUGUGGAGCUGAUCUACGACAAAAUGAAAAUGGUCAGACAUCAGAAGCUUCGGUGCCUAUUGUUCACACAAUGCCCGAUUUAAAGGUUACUCAAAAAUUGGCACAAAAGCUUGGUCAUGAUGAUACAAGACGUCUGCUAGCUGAUCGCAAACUCGUUUUGCUUGUUGAUCUUGACCAGACCGUCAUACAUACUACAAACGAUGUCGUACCGGAUAAUAUUAAAGGAAUCUAUCAUUUUCAACUUUAUGGCCCACAAUCACCGUGGUAUCACACACGCCUACGCCCAGGCACGGCAGAUUUUUUAGAUCGCAUGUCCCAUUUGUAUGAGCUACACAUUUGCACAUUUGGUGCUCGAAACUAUGCACAUAUGAUCGCUCAACUUCUUGAUCCAGAGGGAAAGUUUUUUUCCCACAGAAUUCUGUCUCGGGAUGAGUGUUUUAAUGCCACAAGCAAAACAGAUAACUUAAAGGCCCUUUUUCCAAAUGGUGAUUCGAUGGUUUGCAUUAUUGAUGAUCGUGAAGACGUGUGGAAUAUGGCCUCCAAUUUAAUCCAAGUGAAGCCUUAUCACUUUUUUCAGCAUACAGGAGACAUAAAUGCACCACCUGGCUUGUCCAAACAUGAACUCGAUGGCGAGGGAGUCGACUUCAAAGAAAUCGACAAGAUCCCAGAAAAGAAGGAAGAGCAGGAUACGAAUAAAGAAAAUGACGACAAACCUGCUGAUAGUACUGUAUCCAGCACAAGCAAAGGUAAUGAGGCAGAGAACGAAGACGAAUCAGUGGAUGUAUUUGAGUUGGAUAAACAGAGUGAUACCAAGGAUUGCACAAAUAUUUGUAAAAAAUUGAACGGUCAACUUGAAAACACAGACAAUGAAUUUAAUGAAGAAAAAGCUAAGCAAACUUUGACUAGCGAUAUUGAAGACAUUGUUGUCAUUGACGAUAAGGAGGAAAUGGCUGCGAUAUCAAUAAAUGUUAAAAGACCAGUUGAAUCUGAAACUGUGGAUUCUUCCUGUAGCAGCUCGACUACCAACAUCGAUGGACAGAAACAUCAAAUUGAAAUUGAGGAUCCAGAUGACUAUUUACUUUAUCUGGAGGUCAUUUUGCGAAAUAUUCAUAAGCGAUUUUACGCAAUCUAUGAUGAGACCAGAGAAAUACCUGAUUUGAAAAUCAUUGUGCCGAAAAUACGUUGCGAAGUGCUGCGCGGUCAAAAUCUGGUCUUUUCCGGUUUGGUACCAACACAGAUGCAACUAGAACAAUCGCGGGCGUAUUUCAUAGCCAAAAGUCUAGGAGCCGAAGUACAAUCUAAUAUUGGGAAGGAUAUAACACACUUAGUAGCUGUCAAUGCUGGCACAUACAAAGUAAAUGCGGCCAAAAGAGAUGAACACAUUAAAGUUGUCAAUGCCAACUGGUUAUGGGCUUGUGCCGAACGCUGGGAGCAUGUGGAGGAAAAACUCUUUCCCCUAGAUCGCAAAGUACGCAAUAAAGGCCGCCAACCUCCUGCCCAUUGUCAUAGUCCCGAGCAUGUAGUUAACUAUAGCGAACGAUCGGAAAUCUCGCCAUCCAGCAGCAAACAGCAAGAAGAGCAGGGUGUGAAUUUUCGUGAAACUCUCAACCCUUUGCUUGUAUUCACUAAUGCAGACAUUGAGAGUAUGAAUAAGGAAUUUGAAACCUUCUUCGAGUCUGACUCUUCUAGUGACGAGGGACCUGUAAACUUUGAAAAUCCUCCAAUGGACAAAAAGCUGCUUAAGCGAAAACGGGAAGACGACAACUCUAAUCGAGCGCACGAUUUUUUUACGCGCAUCACCGAUGAUGUUAUAAUAGGAACAACAAGCAGUAACUUGACAACAGAGUUGGACAAGAGUUCUAACGACGACGACGAUGACAACGCCAAUGAAGAUGAUGACGAUGACAUGCCUAGCGCAAAGUUUCGUCGGGGUGAGAAGUUACCUUCUGAUUUAGAAAUGGGAUCCGACUCAAACAGUGAAAACAAUCAGGAAGACGAGGACGAUGGCGAAUGGAAUAUGAUGGGCGCCGCUCUCGAACGUGAAUUCCUUGGCUUAGAGGAUUAGGAUUAUCAUCUUUGACUUGGUCAUCUAAAAUUCAAAAAGGUUAACAAAAUGAAGCCCUAAAUUAUGACCUAUUUGAAGUUCCAUUAAAAAGAAGGAACAGUGGUUGCGCAAUCUACGUUUAAAAUGUCAAAGAGCAGGUAUAACAUAAAAUGCCUAAGAACUACAGUGUAUGUACUAGUGUUUAGUUUGUAGUCUUAGUGUAAUAUUUAAGAUCAAUCGCACACAUUUUUCCUUUUCAAUUUAUUUUCUACGAUGUAAAUUUAAGCAAAAUGUACAUGUCCUACAAGAAUAAAUUCCGUUAAAAUUGUCUCCUUA